Molecule: messenger RNA, 605 nt
Organism: Ornithorhynchus anatinus (platypus)
Lineage: Eukaryota; Metazoa; Chordata; Mammalia; Monotremata; Ornithorhynchidae
Gene: VMO1
Product: vitelline membrane outer layer 1 homolog
Exons: 3
Coding region: 17-571 (184 amino acids)
Source: RefSeq, a predicted model, not a curated record
GGAACCUGGGGAGAGGAUGGCUCGAGGAGCCCCCCAGAAGUGGCUGGAUCCCUUCUACACCACCGUCAUCGAGGUGGCCAAUGGGGGUCCCUGGGGCGAGUGGGCCUGGCCCGAGAUGUGUCCUCAAGGCUUCGUUGCCAGCGGCUUCUCUCUCAAGGUGGAGCCCCCCCAGGGAGGGUCCCUGGACGACACGGCUCUGAACGGGAUCCGCCUCCACUGCACCCGAGGAAACUCCAAGCUCAACGCCCACGUGGUGGAGUCAAAAUCCGGAAGGUGGGGGUCGUGGUCGGAGCCGGAGUGGUGUCCGGGGGGCGGCUUCCUCCAGGCCUUCUCGCUGCGGGUGGAGAGCCCGGCCGGGCUGGGCGACGACACUGCGGCCAACGAUGUGCGCUUCCGCUGCUCGGGGGGCGCCGUCGUGGCCGGGCCCGGCCUGGGCUGGGGUCGCUUUGGGCCCUGGAGCAACCCCUGCCCCAAGGGCGUCUGCGGCCUCCAGACCAAGGUGGACCCCCCGAGGGGCCUGCAAGACGACACGGCCCUCAACGACGCCCGCUUCUUCUGCUGCAGUGACUGAGGGACCGGGGAGGGGACGGACCGGGAGGGACUGG